This is a messenger RNA of Tetrahymena thermophila SB210, 279 nucleotides long. RefSeq lists its product as hypothetical. NCBI's taxonomy places the organism in Eukaryota, Ciliophora, Oligohymenophorea, Hymenostomatida, Tetrahymenidae. The record is from RefSeq and is a predicted model, not a curated record. The transcript has a single exon.
AUGGAAAGUCAAGAUAAGAAAUUAACAAGGAAAAUGAAAAAAGAUGUGUGUUUAGAAUUAAUGCUUACUGGAGUUCACGCUGUCACUCAUAUCCCUUGUCAUAUUUGUAACAGAGAAUUAACUUCUUUCUUUACAAUCGAUAAAAAAUUAACAUGUUAAAGUGAAUAAUGCCAUGAAGCUGGUGAAUGUGUAUGCGGAAUAAAAGAAAUGUAAGAAGCUUUAUUAACUCAAAAUUAAAAUAUUGAAGAUGGUGAAUGCGAUGAUCUCAACUUAAAUUGA